Messenger RNA from Plasmodium yoelii, 885 nucleotides. RefSeq names its product PIR protein. Lineage: Eukaryota; Apicomplexa; Aconoidasida; Haemosporida; Plasmodiidae. The record is from RefSeq and is a predicted model, not a curated record. The transcript has 3 exons. Bases 1 to 885 code for a protein of 294 amino acids.
AUGAAUGACUUUAUGUGUAGAAAGUUCCUUCUUGUAAGGAAUUGGUUUCCCGAUCGAUUGAUUAAUGGAAAGUAUCAUUUUAAUGGUGAUAAUAUUUUCAAAGAAUAUUGUACUAGUAAUAGUUGUGAUGGUGAUCUUGAAAAAAUUAAUGCUGGAUGUUUAUUUUUGUUUGAUUCAUUUUUUAAGGAUGCUUCUGUGUUUAAGAAUCAUAAUAACAUCAAUAUUGCUGAUUACAUUAUCAUAUGGUUAAGUUAUAUGUUAAACCUAAAGAAAAAUGUAGAAGGAAUCACCAAUAUACAACAUUUUUAUGGUACAUCUAUAAAUAGUGAUAAUAGGUACAAAAAUACUAUAACUGGUAUUCCGGGGCAUGAUAAUUAUAAGGAUCUUAUAGAUAAAAAAAAAGAAUUGAUGGAUAUUCCUAAUGAAAAAAUGUCUAAACUUUAUAAUUUAUUUAAAAUUUUAUGUGAUAUUUAUACUAAUUUUGAUGAUAACAAUCCAGAUUGUGCGAAAUAUAUACAAAACGCUAAUCAAUUUGUUAAAACAUAUCAAGAACUUAAUGGAGAUUCUAAUAAUACUGAUAGUAGUUUAUAUAGAAAAAUAUUGUAUAAUUUAUCAAUUGAUUAUGGUAAUUUUAAAACGAAAUGUAAGGAAAUUCCAUCCCUUCUAGACACAAAAACAGAACAAACUUCUGCACAAAUAUCUGAAGAUACAUCAUCAAGUUCGUCGAUAACAAGCAAAUUAUUUAUAGUUUUAUCAAUAUUUGGUGCAAUAGCAUUUUUUUUGGGAAUUUCUUAUAAGUAUUCGUUAUUUGGAUUUCGGAAACGAUUUCAAAAACAAAAAUUAAGAGAAAAGCUAAAAAAUGUAAAGAAGAGAAUGAAUCAAUAA